Nicotiana tabacum (common tobacco) is the source of this 726-nucleotide messenger RNA. Lineage: Eukaryota; Viridiplantae; Streptophyta; Magnoliopsida; Solanales; Solanaceae. The record is from RefSeq and is a predicted model, not a curated record.
GUAUCGCCUUGAUGACAACACUGCUGAAGUUGAGGAAGAUGGAUGGGUUGUUUGUAGGGUGUUCAAGAAAAAGAACUACACUAGAGGUUUCCAACACGAAUUGGGUGAAGAUGAUCAUGAGCAGCAGUUACAUUUUGCGGAUCAUAUGAAGUCUGGCAGUUCUGAUCCAAAACAGAAUAUGCAACAACCUCAUCAUCAAGCCUGCUACGACUAUGCGUCCAACUUUGAUGGUUCAAUGCACCUCCCUCAACUGCUAAGUCCAGACUUAUUAUCAGUUACUCCAUGUCCCCAGCUUCCUUUGAGUACUAACAUGAACCUUAAUGAAUGUUCUCAUCAGAACUUAUUGAGACUAACAUCAGCAGCUGGAGCAGCAGGUUGUAGCAACAGUACUUUCAAUAUUAUUCCUCAACACGACAAAUUUAGUGGCGAUUGGUCUUUCUUGGAUAAGCUUCUUGCUUCAAACCAAGGCGCACUGCAGUCUCAAGCAGCUAUCGGAGAUAAUUUGGUUAAUCCCACGGGCACACAAAAAUAUCCAGUGUUCCAUCACCAUGGUUUUGAUCCUGACCUUUUCAAAUUCUCUAAGUAGAUAUACUACGACCAGCGUUCUGUGGCUGUUCUGAUUUUUUUCUUUCAUUUUUUUUUUGGGGGUUUAUUUCAGAGUUCUUUAAAUGUUAAUCAGAAAACUCAAUCUCCUGUGUUGUGUUUGAAAGUACUUCAUUCAUUUUA